AUGGCGGGGUCAGGUAGAGGAAGAGGGCGUUCGGCCUUUACCUUCAACAUCGAGGAGAUAGGCUUUUCCAGAGGCGCAGCUCUGCCCGACUCCGUCUCUGAGCCUCCACCGGUAUUUCCUGGUACAGAAAAUAAGCCAGUGCCUCUGAAAACAGGAGAAGGUGAAGAUUACAUGUUGGCCCUGAAACAAGAGCUUAGAGAAUCUAUGAAAAGAAUGCCAUAUUUUCUGACAGUAGAAGAAGAUCGCGAAGUAAUUGAGAAGUACAGUAAAAAGUACCAGAACAGGGAAAAGGGGCAUGCAGCAUGGACCCCAGCUUUCUUCUGCAGAAUUGUGAACCAGAUCCUUCAACAGCAGUUGGAGCUG
Molecule: messenger RNA, 363 nt
Organism: Mesitornis unicolor (brown roatelo)
Lineage: Eukaryota; Metazoa; Chordata; Aves; Mesitornithiformes; Mesitornithidae
Product: DNA-directed RNA polymerase III subunit RPC7-like
Exons: 4
Biological process (GO): transcription by RNA polymerase III
Cellular component (GO): RNA polymerase III complex
Source: RefSeq, a predicted model, not a curated record